AUGGUGAAUUUUACACAUGUCUCAGAGUUUGUUCUACUUGGAUUCCAAGGGGGUCCCGGAAUGCAGGCAAUGCUAUUUCUGAUUUUUCUGAUCCUCUAUGGCAUAGCUGUGGUGGGAAACCUUGGCAUGAUUGUAAUUAUCUGGGCAGAUGCACACCUCCACACCCCAAUGUAUGCCUUCCUGCAAAGCCUUUCAUUGUUGGACAUCUGCUAUUCUUCCACAAUUGCACCCAGGGCUCUGGUGAACUCGAUGCAAGAGGACCACACAGUUUCCUUUGGCGGGUGUGCUGCUCAGUUCUUUUUCCUGUCUCUGUUUGGUACCACGGAGGCUUUCCUCCUGGCUGCCAUGGCCUAUGACCGCUUCAUCGCCAUCUGCAACCCUCUUCUGUACUCUGUGAGCAUGUCUCACCGGGUCUUAAUAUCAGGAUCCUACUUGUGGGGUGUAGUCAAUGCCGUUGCUCAAACAACCAUGACCUUCAGGUUGCCUUUCUGUGGGUCCAAUGAGAUCAACGACUUUUUCUGUGAUGUUCCCCCACUCUUGUCCCUCUCAUGUUCGGAUACGUUUAUAAACCAACUGGUUCUUCUUGGUUUAUGUGGCUCCAUUAUUGUCAGUACCUUCUUGAUUGUCCUGGUCUCAUACAUUUACAUCAUCUCAACAAUUCUGAGGAUUCCGACCACGCAGGGACGCCAGAAAGCCUUCUCCACGUGCACCUCCCACCUAACAGGAGUGUGCUUGUUUUUUGGUACCGUUUUCUUCAUGUAUGCACAACCCAGUGCCAUCAUCUUUAUGGAGCAAAGUAAAAUAGUGUCCAUAUUCUACACUAUUGUCAUCCCCAUGCUGAAUCCCCUGAUAUACAGCUUGAGGAACAAAGAGGUCAAGCAGGCUCUGAGACGGAGCAUGCAGAAGCUGUCUUUGUGA
Piliocolobus tephrosceles (Ugandan red Colobus) is the source of this 918-nucleotide messenger RNA. RefSeq names its product olfactory receptor 12-like. Gene Ontology annotation, biological process: G protein-coupled receptor signaling pathway. Gene Ontology annotation, molecular function: G protein-coupled receptor activity; olfactory receptor activity. The record is from RefSeq and is a predicted model, not a curated record. Gene Ontology annotation, cellular component: membrane. NCBI's taxonomy places the organism in Eukaryota, Metazoa, Chordata, Mammalia, Primates, Cercopithecidae.